AUGGCUUUUUUGGAUACUCUUCGUCAAUGGGACGACGCAGUAACAUGUGUGGACAGAAAUGAUUUGGCUGAAGCACUCAGGAUGUUCUUGUCCAUCCAAGAACCAAACUCUAAAAUUUGCUUUAACAUCGGCUGUCUCCAGCUUCUGAACCAAAACCUGGAUGCUGCAGAAAAGGCUUUUGACUGCAGCAUAUGCAAGGAUGAACAUUUGGCUGUGGCCUUCUUCCAAAGAGGAAUCACCUUUUACAAAAAGAAGAGGUAUGAGGAGAGUGUCAGUGACUUCCAACUAUCCCACAAGGCUCUGAGGGGCAACCAGCUGAUAGAUUACAAAGUGCUUGGUCUCAGAUACAAGUUAUAUGCAUGUGAGGUUUUACACAACAUGGCCCUGGCGGAGGCUCACUUGGGUCAGUGGGAAAAAGCCCAGAAGAACCUUGUGAAGGCUUUCGAAUGCAAAACCGAUGCAAAGCAGAGUGUCCUCGACAGAGCUAUGCAGUCUAUCCUGAAACAGAAAGUUUUUAAAGCAGUCGAGUUCCCAGCCACUGUGCUGUUUCGACCGAAUAAACAUUACGUUGCUGAACUGGAAAAGAAGGACUACUUGGGAAAAGCCAAGGUGGUUGCUUCUGUUAUUCCUCAGGAUAAAUUCUCUGGAUUUGCACCUUUAAAGCCACAGGUUGAACAGGAACCUUCAGGUCCUAAGGAGCCUGAGGUUAUGAGGGCUUUGGAAGGAGACCCUCACAUCGUGCGCUACGAGUUUAUCCCCGAGACGAGCGACGAGCUGGCUGUUGUCCCUGGCAAUAUUGUGUUUGUUCUGCAGAAAGGGUCCGACAACUGGGCCUCAGUCGUCUUUAACGGAAGAAAGGGACUUGUUCCUUACAAUUACCUGGAACGCAUGGAAAUGUCCUUGGAUACUAAGCAGAAGAACGAACUAUCAGAACCUCCAAAUCGGGAACCACCGACCAGGCCAGAAAGGAAACAAGGUCUCAAUCGUACAGACAGAAGCAAUGGAGAUUUACGGCAGGAGGAGGCCCAACUUCCUGACAACUCGUGUAUUGUCAAAGUGCAUUACACAUUCAACUUUGCAGUGUCUCUAACAAGUGGCUCCACUUACUCGACACUUAUCGAAAAGAUCAGUAAAAAACUGAACGUUUCCACCGUUUCAGUCACGUUGAGGUUGACAUCAGAUCCAACAAGUGUCUUGAAUGAGAACACAGACAUGGAGAGCGUUUGGGGUCGCGCUCAGAACAAGCACCUGACAUUGUGGUGUAAUAUCAAGGACCAAACUGGAGUACAGCAACCACAGAAUGAGAUUGUUUUUGUGGCACUUCACUCUUACGAAUCAUCAAAUCCUGAGGAUCUCAAUUUUAACCAGGGAGAUAAAAUCACUCUCAUCAGUAAAAUUAACCAGGACUGGUUGGAAGGACAUUCUAAUGGAAACACUGGCAUCUUUCCUGUAUCCUUUGUGGAGGAAGUUCCUGUGAAUGACCAGUGA
Messenger RNA from Nerophis lumbriciformis (worm pipefish), 1488 nucleotides. NCBI's taxonomy places the organism in Eukaryota, Metazoa, Chordata, Actinopteri, Syngnathiformes, Syngnathidae. The record is from RefSeq and is a predicted model, not a curated record.